This is a messenger RNA of Hydatigera taeniaeformis, 423 nucleotides long. The record is from the annotation of a GenBank genome assembly. NCBI's taxonomy places the organism in Eukaryota, Metazoa, Platyhelminthes, Cestoda, Cyclophyllidea, Taeniidae.
AUGCCAAAUGUGCGGCAAAUGCGGCAAGGAGACAGCGCUUGGACGCAGCCAUCGACUCCGCGUCGGCGGCGUAAUCUUUCCGUCUCGCCGAGCGACGCCUCCGCCCGAGCGAUGCGCCAGUGCAUUCUCCACUCACAAGCUUCAGUGGCUAUCGAUCAGCCCAUCGAGUACUUCGAUCCUGGCCGUGCUGAGGAGGAGGUCAUGGCGCCUGAGGACUUCAGACUUGGAGGGCCUCGCGAAUGCCUCUACACGUCCUACCUUCGACGUCGACUGCGCGAGACAAGACCAUGUAGUCUAGACGAUGGUACAAUGGACGACCAGCAUCGCAAAAAUACUGCCGCAAUACCGAGAAGAAAACUCAUCGGGACCAGAGCGAUAUCAUUUGAUAAUCCAUACUUUGACGUACCUCAAGGUAGGAUCUAG